This is a messenger RNA of Xenopus laevis (African clawed frog), 2700 nucleotides long. RefSeq names its product olfactomedin 1 L homeolog (gene olfm1.L). Bases 457 to 1914 code for a protein of 485 amino acids. Gene Ontology annotation, biological process: signal transduction. The record is from RefSeq and is a predicted model, not a curated record. Gene Ontology annotation, cellular component: extracellular region; synapse. Lineage: Eukaryota; Metazoa; Chordata; Amphibia; Anura; Pipidae. The transcript is spliced from 6 exons.
CCAUUGGCAGCCCAGCUCCGCUCAGUUAGUUGCACAUUGCUCUGCUCAGUGAGAUCGGGAGGCAGGAGCAGCAGCUGGAGGGGACGGCACAAAAAAAGGCAAAAGAAGCAAAAAGCCUUCGGUGUUCCUGGGAAGAUCAGCAGUGAUUUAAAUAGGAUCUUAUCCCAAAGGCAGGGGCCAGGCAGCCAACCUUCAACUCUGUAACCAGGACCAUUUGUGCUGUCCAGUGUCCCACUCUCACCCAGUCUCACCCACUGUCACCCACUCUCACCCACUCUCACCCACUCUCACCCAGCCUACAAGUCUCCAGCAGGGCAGAGACCAUGUGUAAAAAGCGAUGUGCCCCUGGGUUGGAGGGCUGGGAGACUCUGCUGCUCCCCAAAAGCACCGUGGAGCCCAAAGCAAGUGGCCUGUCUGAUUCAGAAUGAAGGGUUGGUCGGGAGGAAUCAAACAAACAUGUCGGUGCCUUUACUUAAGAUUGGGGUUGUCCUGAGCACUAUGGCUAUGAUCACCAACUGGAUGUCGCAGACCCUGCCCUCCCUGGUGGGUCUCAACACCACCAAGUUAACGGCAGCCAACGCAGGAACCUUGGAUAGGAGCACAGGGGUUUUGCCAACCAACCCAGAAGAGAGCUGGCAGGUGUACAGCUCUGCCCAGGACAGUGAAGGGCGGUGUAUAUGCACAGUGGUGGCACCUCAACAGACAAUGUGUUCUCGAGAUGCCAGGACAAAACAGCUCAGGCAGCUUUUAGAAAAGGUGCAAAACAUGUCUCAGUCGAUAGAAGUACUGGACAGGCGGACUCAACGGGACCUGCAAUAUGUAGAGAGAAUGGAAAACCAAAUGAAAGGCCUGGAAUCCAAGUUCAAACAAGUGGAAGAAACACAUAGGCAACACCAGGCCAGGCAGUUUAAGGCAAUAAAAGCGAAAAUGGAGGAGCUUAGGCCUCUGAUACCAGUGUUGGAAGAGUACAAAGCCGAUGCCAAAUUGGUAUUGCAGUUUAAAGAGGAGGUCCAGAAUCUGACGUCAGUUCUAAACGAGCUACAGGAGGAGAUUGGCGCCUAUGACUACGAGGAACUGCAGAGCAGAGUGUCAAAUCUUGAAGAAAGGCUCCGUGCGUGCAUGCAAAAAUUAGCAUGCGGCAAGCUCACAGGAAUCAGCGAACCUGUCACAAUAAAGACAUCUGGAUCCAGGUUUGGCUCUUGGAUGACAGAUCCACUUGCUCCAGAAGGAGACAACAGAGUUUGGUAUAUGGACGGCUACCAUAACAAUCGAUUCGUUCGGGAGUAUAAGUCCAUGGAAGACUUCAUGAAUACUGACAACUUUACCUCUCACCGUCUCCCGCAUCCAUGGUCUGGGACUGGACAGGUGGUGUACAACGGUUCCAUAUAUUUCAACAAAUUCCAAAGCCACAUCAUCAUCAGGUUUGACUUGAAAUCAGAGACAAUACUGAAGACCCGUAGCUUGGACUCGGCCGGCUACACCAACGUUUACCACUAUGCUUGGGGCGGACAGUCAGACAUUGACCUCAUGGUGGAUGAAAAUGGAUUGUGGGUUGUCUAUGCCACAAAUCAAAAUGCUGGUAACAUAGUCAUCAGCAAGCUGGACCCUAAUACACUGCAAAUCCUCAAAACAUGGAGCACAGGUUAUCCUAAGAGGAGUGCUGGUGAGGCCUUUAUGAUUUGUGGGACUCUCUAUGUCACCAAUGGUUAUUCAGGUGGCACCAAAGUGCACUAUGCUUAUCAAACCAACACAUCCAACUAUGAAUACAUUGACAUUCCUUUCCACAACCUCUACUCACACAUCUCCAUGUUGGACUACAACCCCAAGGACAGGGCCUUGUACGCUUGGAACAAUGGACACCAAAUUCUCUAUAAUGUCACCCUCUUCCAUGUCAUUCGAUCCGAUGAGUUGUAGCCAGGCGUUUUACUUGUGAACUGACCAAGAGAAUGGGAUGAGAGUGAAAAUAAUAGAGAAAUGGCUGCCAAAAUCAAAACCUGUCUUUAUCAAGGGGCAGACUUGACUGAAUUAUAUGGAAUCCCAUGUGAUCUCUAAGGACUGAAAAUACGGACAAUAGGGACAUUGUUACACUUGGGGAAGACCUUUCAAAGACAUUUAAACUGCACUUAAGUAACAAAAAUAAUGAAAAAGCUGUCUAAUUAAAGGACACACAAAAAAAUUAUAAAAAUAAGGCAGUGACUGUUGGUUAUAACCUGUUACGGACAAUAGCCUUUGCUCAUAGGGUCUGUUAGGACACUAUGACUGAUAAGGUCUAUGUAACGCAAGAAGAGCAAAUAAUCCACCUAGCUCAUCCAGAGAGGAAAUCUUCUCUGGAAACCUAAAUCCGUUUGGUGAUCUUAAGAAUCGAAGGUUCACUGUUGGCUUUUGUAGAUUAAAUUGGGGACAGAGGCCGUCCUAAGUCUCAUUCCCGCUGGACUGGUGGUCCUUGUGAUCUCCUAAUCAUGAUGGUUUCCAGUGCGUAUUCUAUAAGAAGUAGUCGUCCAUAUUGUUUAAGCUUAAAUGUAUUCAAGAAAAUAUCAUGUAUAACGUCUGUUGUAACCAGAAGUAUUCAAUUGUAUUUGUCUGUUCACUCGAUGAAUGUCGUUUCGAUUUGAAGUAGUUGGGAAUUUAUUAAGAGCAAAAUACUUUUAUUGUAAAAAAAAAAAAUCAAAUAAAAAGGUUUUAAAAAAAAAAUAUUUAUUA